AUGUGUGGUAUCUUCGCGUGUCACCGUCAUCCUGAUGUGCAAAAAUUCAAGCCUACGGCCCUGCGCAUGGCCAAGGCUUUGCGCCAUCGCGGUCCCGACUGGAGUGGAAACUUCAUCUCCGAGAGCCCUCAGGGAACCAUCCUUGCCCAUGAGCGUCUGAGUAUCGUUGGUGUCGACUCCGGCGCCCAGCCCCUGGUCAACGACGAUGGCUCCCUCGCCCUGGCCGUCAACGGCGAGAUCUAUAACCACCGUAUCUUGAGAAAGCAGCUCAAGACCCAAUAUACCUUCAAGACCCACUCGGAUUGCGAAGUGAUCAUCCCUCUGGUAUGUGCGAUGGAGGUUGUGAGGCGCAGGUGGAGAAAUGCAGAACAAAAAGCUGAUGAGCUCUAG
This is a messenger RNA of Aspergillus melleus, 390 nucleotides long. RefSeq names its product asparagine synthetase. The record is from RefSeq and is a predicted model, not a curated record. Gene Ontology annotation, cellular component: cytosol. Gene Ontology annotation, molecular function: asparagine synthase (glutamine-hydrolyzing) activity. The transcript is spliced from 6 exons. Lineage: Eukaryota; Fungi; Ascomycota; Eurotiomycetes; Eurotiales; Aspergillaceae. Bases 1 to 390 code for a protein of 129 amino acids.